Molecule: messenger RNA, 2234 nt
Organism: Zingiber officinale
Lineage: Eukaryota; Viridiplantae; Streptophyta; Magnoliopsida; Zingiberales; Zingiberaceae
Product: protein LAZ1-like
Exons: 8
Coding region: 408-1850 (480 amino acids)
Biological process (GO): transport
Molecular function (GO): transporter activity
Source: RefSeq, a predicted model, not a curated record
AGCAACGCACGCCAUUCCUCCGGCGAUGGAACAAGGUAGAUGCCUCGUUUUAUUCUCCUCCCCCUUCGACGCUCUCUUCUCCGUUCAAAUUGGCUGAUUGGCUUGGCAAGGAGAGAGGCCCGAUGAGUUCCUGCGUCCGCGCGGCUGAUCGUUUCUAAACUGUCUCAUGCCCCUCUUCGAUUCGAUCCGAUCGCACUGAUCUCGAGAAGUCGGCAUCUCCCCUCGCGACCGCACCGGCGUAGGUGAAUCUAGGGUUUCUAGUUUGUUUCGAUCCCUUCAGGUGCUGAUCCAGAGAAGAAUCUGCAAUUUUUGGGUUCUGUCGAUUGGGAAUUAUUUGGAAGCUCUGGUGCGCGCGGAAUCAAACUUAUGCAAAAGAGCCGUGGGCUUUUUGGCUGGUUCAUUCCGAGAUGAGGAUGAUCUCUGGUUUCGUCUCUUUGAUGCAGUCGAGCUUCUCACCUCCUGCGUGGGCAUCUAUUAUUGCUGGAUUCUUUGUUCUCGUUGUCCUCGCGCUUUCUUCCUUCCUUCUCUUUGAGCACCUUUCGGCGUACAAUAACCCCGAGGAGCAGAAGUUUCUAAUUGGGGUCGUCUUGAUGGUCCCCUGUUAUAGCGUUGAAUCGUAUGUUUCAUUGGUGAAUCCAUCACUUAGUGUUGAUUGUGGAAUAUUACGAGACUGCUAUGAAGCCUUUGCCAUGUACUGUUUUGGAAGAUAUUUUGUUGCUUGCUUAGGUGGAGAAGAGAGGACAGUUGAGUUUAUGGAGAGGGAAGGUGCUUCUUCUGCAAACACUCCUCUCCUGGGUCAUGUUUCUGAGAAGGGUGUCAUUCAUCACCAUUUUCCAAUGAAUUAUUUCUUGAAACCUUGGAGAGUUGGAAAUUGGUUCUACCAGGUUAUAAAAUUUGGAAUCUUCCAAUAUAUGAUAAUAAAGACUAUCACAGCAAUCUUGUCCGUGAUUUUUGAAAGUUUUGGUGUAUACUGUGAAGGAGAAUUCAAGUUGCGAUGCGGGUACCCUUACAUGGCAGCUGUUCUCAAUUUCAGUCAAUAUUGGGCACUCUACUGUUUAGUUCAAUUUUACACUGCUAUUAAGGAUGAAUUGGCUUACAUAAAGCCACUGGCAAAGUUCCUCGUAUUCAAAUCCAUUGUGUUCUUGACUUGGUGGCAAGGUGUCACAAUUGCACUUCUAUAUACAUUGGGCUUGCUCAAGAGUCCUAUUGCUCAAGGCCUGCAACUCAGAUCAAGUAUCCAGGAUUUCUUCAUAUGUAUAGAGAUGGCAAUAGCUUCCAUAGUUCAUCUUUAUGUUUUCCCUGCCAAACCAUAUGAGCUAUUGGGUGGCCAGUUACCUAGAAAUGUUUCAGUACUUGGAGAUUAUGCCUCUGCCGACUGUCCUGUUGACCCUGAUGAAGUUAAGGAGUGUACACGACCUACAAAACUGAGACUCCCUCAGCCUGAUACCAGUGUCAAAGCUGCUACCAAUAUUAAAGAAAGUGUACGAGAUAUCGUUGUUGGUGGUGGCGGACAUAUUGUAAAUGAUUUCAAGUUCACUGUAAACCGAGCUGUGGAGCCCGUGGAGAAGACCUUUACUAAAUUCAAUGAGAAGCUUCACCGGAUCUCGCAGAACAUUAAAAAAGAUAGAAGGAAAUCUAGGGAUGACAGUAGCAUCUUAUCACAACCCAGGAGGGAGAUCUUGGGAAUCGACGAUCCUCUGUUGAACGGAGCUUCUAGCGAUAGUGGGGCUACCAGAGGAAGAAGACACCAAAAGAAAUUAGUUUCGGCCAAUGAAAGUGGGGGAGACAGCAGUGAACAACCCCCUGGUGUAUUCAAGAUUCAAGGCCACAGGUGGGUUAUAAAGGACUAGACAUCACUUUUGUAGUUUGCAAAGAAGAAAGUUCUGCAAAUGUCAAGGAUUCGUUAUGAAUUGGUGUUGUAGUGGUUCCUUCAUAAACCAGUGGCUGCAAGGAUGCGAUUAUGUUUCAAAGCAUAAUGCAGCAGAUAAGUGAUCCUUUGAAAGGAAAGUGUCUAUAUGCAUUCAGCGAGUCCACUCAUUUUUUUUCCAUUUGUAAAUUGUAUUUAGUGAAAGCCAAAGCAAAUAACGUUAUAGGAUAUACUCUAGGCUGAACAUCUUGUACCUCGACUUCACUUUAGUAAAAAGGCCAAAGAAAUAGAGAAACUCCAGGUCGAACAUUUUGUACCUGUGUUUCUACAGAUAUGUUGAUUUAUUAAGUGAAUAUUUUCUCAGUCA